AUGGGGCGGUCUGAGAAGCAUGCAAAGGAUAGUAAGAGAAAUGAAAAGAAAGUGAAAAAAGAUGAAAAACUGAAGAAGAAAAAAGAUAAGAAGAAAUCCUCUUCCAGUUCGUCAAGUUCAGAGCCUGAUGAGAAAGAAACACUCCUGGCCAAUGCGGUUGCCUCCUCCUUUGGCUUGAAACCCAAAGCGCUGAUCUUGAACUCCCGAGUGCAGAAGGUGUCUGACCUAAAGGUUUACUGGAUUGCAUCCAUUUUGGGACGGCAGCGCCCAAGUCUCACAGAGCAAAGUCUGAUGCUUGUUGGUGGAGAGUUGUACGAGAUGAAGAAGCACGCGCUAUCCACCUUGAAGCUCAGCGAGCAGACACCUGCAAGUCUCCAAAUCCGUGUUGAAUUGGCUAGUGCUGCAGCAAUGGCUGAGAAGAAGUGGCGGGAUAGACUUCUGACAAUCCUGGACAAAGUUGCUGGUAUGAAUGACCUGAGUGUCAUUGGACAGCACAACAGUGUGACGUCAAUUCGAAGGGCGGUUGCCUCUGAGAUCGAGCAGCGCAGUUCUGAUGAGGAUAGCAAGGUCCAGUGGCACGUUGAGUUGAAGCAGCUCAUAUCCAACUUCAAGGCAGCCGCAAAGAAAGAUCUAGAUGACAUGGCUGGCAGUCCCAAGACAGAGCCCGGUUCAUCUACAAGGGUGCCAUCUUCUCGUUUCAGGGAAUCAGAGCCUUUGUCGAGUGAGGGCUCAGACAGUUCCAAGAGUGGUUCAACUCCACCUCGACCAGUACAGGCUAAGAAGGCUAAGAAGGAGAAGAAAAGACGCACUCUUCACGGCGAGCAGCACGACGCUGACAUUUUCCAGGAUCGGUUUGCUCGCAAUGUGAGGCCAUUUGACGCCCCUACAACCAGCUCGGCGAAGGACCAACCAGACGGUGCAGCAACUGCUGAGGAGGAGAACCUGUUUACAUUCUUCAAGGAGGAGCUAAACAGGAUUGUGAAGCACACCAAUGACAUUUCUCUGUUUAUCAAAUGCUUGAUUGCAGAUGGGAUUGACAACGUAAGUUGCCUGCUUGAUGCUGCUGAGUCUGGGUGGAUGCCCACAGCUGAAGUGUGUGGGGCUGCAGCUCGGGAGGUCUUGGGCUGCAUUUCAUGGAAGGGUCGCCAGAGCUGCGUUGCCUUUAUGAAGCAUGUAGCUGAGCCAGACAACCUCGCGAACUACAACAAAAAGGUGAAUGCGCCUGACAAGCUGCCUGACAAGCCGCUGAAUGAGAGAUUGACGCAGGUGGAGGCAACGAAGCCACCUUCUCAGCCGGCUUCACCUGAGAAACCUACCGCGCAUGAGCUCACUUUGGCAAGGAUGCAGCCGGUCCCGCGGAGUCCAAGCUCUGGCUCAGACUAG
Durusdinium trenchii is the source of this 1383-nucleotide messenger RNA. NCBI's taxonomy places the organism in Eukaryota, Dinophyceae, Suessiales, Symbiodiniaceae. The record is from the annotation of a GenBank genome assembly.